AUGCAGUGCUCAUCACAUGUCGUUGCAGACCUAGUCAAUGAAGCUGUUCAUGGAGAAAGGAAGAUUGGGCCUGAUGGUGCCCGCGACAUUCCUUGCCCAGUUGGAGGGCUAUCUCAACCUCAAUUAGAUGCCACCCGCAAUUCCAGCGGGGUUCAGGUCCAGGGCCUGUCAGCCAAUAAAGAAGAACCGCGCCCUCUGGGCUAUCUGACUCUAAAGAUCAAGCAAGAUUAUCAAAGCAAAACUGGCCGAAAUGCAUUUGAUCUUCUCUUCACAAUGAGUCACCUAAUGAACACUGCUAACAACAGCAUACUUCGCACACUGAAUAGUGUCAGCAAUUUGGUUUCUCCUUUUAAAGACAAACGGGUUGCUUUUUGCUAUCCACCCAUUGCUAUUCUCAUAUCAAUCGUGUUUUCCGUAUCUGGCAAAUAUUUUCGAUUUCUCGCUUUUAGUUUCAUUUGUUUGGAAUGGUUCUUUCAUUGA
Molecule: messenger RNA, 480 nt
Organism: Protopolystoma xenopodis
Lineage: Eukaryota; Metazoa; Platyhelminthes; Monogenea; Polystomatidea; Polystomatidae
Source: the annotation of a GenBank genome assembly